AUGCAUCUAUUAUGGUAUUUUUUGUUAUUUGGCAGUGUUCAAGCACAACAACAUUUAUGUUUAUGUUCAUGCUGUCCUGGUCUACCGUGUAAUCCUAAUUCUUUACCACCGAUUCACGUACAAAGUUGUACAUUAGAAACAUGUCUUGCACAAUGUCAAGCUACAUAUUCUACAUGUCGACAAAAUUAUCCAUUCAAUCUAAUAUCAGCACAAUGUAAUUCAACAAUUGUUCCAUCAUUUAAUUGUCGAUGUGAUUGUUGCAAUACAGGUUCUCCUUCAUGUUCACCUUCAUAUGUUGGUAAUAGUCAAGCAUUUGUAUGUAACACAGAAUCAUGUAGUAUAUCAUGUGCUACUCAAUAUCCACAUGUAUGUGUAGCAAAUCAUAAUGGAUUCACUCAAGGUACAUGUACAAAUCUCAUAACAACAACAACAACAACAUCAACACAAACAACCAUUGGUUCAUGGCUUGGUUAUACAUGUUCAUGUAUGUGCUGUCAAACAGGUUCGAAUUGUUUACCGACAUACGUGGGUAUAGCAUCAGUAUCUCAAUGUUCAUCAGGAGCUUGUACACAAGCAUGUAUAAAUCGAUAUCCAUUAUCAUGUCCUUCAUUAUCACAUAAUGGUCAAGCAUAUGGUACAUGUGUUAGUGGUACUGAUGGAAAUAUAAUUUGUCGAUGUCAUUGUUGUGGUGCAGAUAGAUGUAAAAAUUAUGAUAUUAGCAUAUGUGGAAGUUGUACAUUGUGCGAUUCAGCUUGUCGACAACAAUCAUCAUGUAGUAAACCUGAUCAAGUAACACAUACUUGCUAUACUAGUAAUACAAUGUUAUGUUUUCCAUGGUUGAUUUUUAUAUUAAUAAUGAAUUUUUCAAUUUUAUUUAUAAUUUAA
Molecule: messenger RNA, 885 nt
Organism: Rotaria sp. Silwood1
Lineage: Eukaryota; Metazoa; Rotifera; Eurotatoria; Philodinida; Philodinidae
Source: the annotation of a GenBank genome assembly